CUCAAGGUCAAAUUCAUAGACGAAAUUGUAUUAUUUUAGUAUAUUAGGUCGCCGGUUGCUUACUCAAGUUGUUUUGAUUGUAUAAAAUAAGGUUAAAUAUAAGUGAAAUUAUGUUUACACGUAAUUCGUUAACUAUAAAGCGAUUUAAUGCUUAUCGAUUAUCAUCAACGUUUAAUAUUGAUAUUAAACCUUUCGAAGCGAUACCAGGCUUAUCUUCAAUACCUCUUCUGGGUCCUGUACAUCAUUUUCUUCCAGGAAUAGGAUCAAUUGGUUUACGUGCAAACUUCUAUGAUCUAUCAAAAGUUCUGUAUGAGAAAUAUGGAUCUAUAGUUAAGUUAGAUGGCAUUUUCUCUAGAGCAAGCAUGGUCAUCCUGUAUGAACCGGAGCAUUUUGAUCAGGUGUACCGAUCUGAAGAUAUAUUGCCAUCUAGACCAGGAUUCGAUACGCUUUUGUAUUACAGGACUCAAUUAAGAAAAUCUGUAAGCAAUGGUAUAUACGGCUUAACGGUUGCAGAAGGCUCUCAAUGGCGGGAUUUUCGUACCAAAGUUAAUCCAGCUCUAUUGAAACCAAAACUGGUAAAAUUGUAUGCACCAGCGUUAGAGGAAAUUGCUGAAGAUAUGGUUGCAAGAUUAAAAAGAUUACAAGAAAAGGAAAAUUAUUUAAAGCAGAACUUAGACUUCGAAAUGACGAAAUGGUCAUUAGAAUCCGUGGCUGUUGUUGGUUUAGGGACGAGGCUUGGAUCCUUGGAAGAGAAUUUAACCAACGAUCACCCUGCGCGAAUUCUCAUACAGUGUGCACAAGAUAUAUUAGAACUUUCGUGGAAAUUAGAAUUUUUUCCAAGUCUUUGGCGAUAUUAUCCAACACGAAAUUUCAAGAAAAUGAUUAAAACAUUAGAUUUGCAAUGGGAAGCUAGUGUUAAAUUUAUAGAAAAAGCUAAAAGAAAAAUAAAUGAAAGAGGUCACGAUGUUCCAGAAGAAGAUAAAAGUGUAAUAGAGAAAUUGUUGGCUGUAGAUGAUAAGGUUGCUAUCAUGAUGGCAAAUGAAAUGCUGCUCGCUGGAAUCGAUACAGUGGCGUUUACAACACUUUGCCUUCUAUACAAUUUAGCGACGAAUCCGAAAGCUCAAGAAAAAAUAAGGGAAGAAAUCACAUCACCAGAACAAAGUAAUCGGUAUCUCAGAGCAUGUCUCAAAGAGUCGCUGAGAUUAUUUCCUGUCUUGCCGGCGAACUUAAGACGUACGACCAAAGAGCACAUUGUUGGGGGAUACUCUAUUCCCAAAGGAAUAGAUGUUAUAGCACCAAACGAAUUUCUCUCUAGGAUGGAAAAGAAUUAUCCUCGUGCAAUAGAAUUUAUACCCGAAAGAUGGUUGGUGGAGAAAUCAGAUCCUCUCUAUUAUGGCAAUUGCCAUCCCAUGAUAACACUUCCUUUUGGUUUUGGAGUAAGAUCGUGCAUUGGAAGAAGAAUUGCAGAAAUGGAAAUCGAAAUAUUUAUAAAGAAAUUAUUGAGUGAUGUUAAAGUAACUUGGGACGGCCCACCAGUUCAAGUUGUUACAAAAGUGAUGAAUUCUUUGAAAAAACCAUACUUUUUCAAAUUCCAACCAGUCUCUUAAAAUCAUGAGAUUAAAAUAUGUUUUAACUGUUUUCGUAUAA
Messenger RNA from Nymphalis io (European peacock), 1647 nucleotides. RefSeq names its product cytochrome P450 CYP12A2-like. Gene Ontology annotation, molecular function: monooxygenase activity; heme binding; oxidoreductase activity, acting on paired donors, with incorporation or reduction of molecular oxygen. The transcript has 9 exons. Bases 111 to 1607 code for a protein of 498 amino acids. The record is from RefSeq and is a predicted model, not a curated record. NCBI's taxonomy places the organism in Eukaryota, Metazoa, Arthropoda, Insecta, Lepidoptera, Nymphalidae.